Cuscuta epithymum is the source of this 576-nucleotide messenger RNA. The record is from the annotation of a GenBank genome assembly. NCBI's taxonomy places the organism in Eukaryota, Viridiplantae, Streptophyta, Magnoliopsida, Solanales, Convolvulaceae.
AAAAAAUGAAAGCAUGUUUCUCUUGAACUGCUUCGUGUAUUUUUCAGUUGCUUCAGUUCAUGGUAUAUGUCUUUUUAAUGAAAUUCAGCAGUUGUUGUUACAAAGGAUGGCAAGUUAUCUGCAAAUAUUCUUCCUUUUUGUUUAUAAAAUGAACUUAGUUGUUUUUAACACUAAACAAAACACCGUAAGUGCAGAAUUCCACUUCAAAACAAGGUUAAGCAUCUUUUUUUUAAAAGCGCACUUUCGUUGGACGAUGAUGAUUUGUGCUAGAGACAACAAGUAUGGAACACUGGAUGGUGAUCACAAAGACUAUUGAGACACUGAUGGGUUCAAAAACACGACAUGCCUUCUUUUUUCUCUCUCUUACAAUGAACCAUGUCAUUUAUGUUGGAUAUGUUUAUGCAUCUUCUUUAUUUAGAAAAAUCAUCCUUUUAUUACUAUAUGUAAAUAGCACAGAAGAAGCGGCAUUGAGUUUCUAUACUUACUUUGACCAUGUUGAAUUUAAGUUGGUCGCUUUGUUAUAUCUUUUAUGAUAUGCUUUUUUCAUGGCAUAUAUAAUUACAACUGUGGAUAAAA